Messenger RNA from Gamsiella multidivaricata, 600 nucleotides. RefSeq lists its product as uncharacterized. Lineage: Eukaryota; Fungi; Mortierellomycota; Mortierellomycetes; Mortierellales; Mortierellaceae. The coding region runs from base 1 to 600 and encodes 199 amino acids. The transcript is spliced from 2 exons. The record is from RefSeq and is a predicted model, not a curated record.
AUGCGACUUGUUUCAAUCUCCUCCGUCCAGAAAUCCAGAAAACGCGACUCCCCCCAUCACAACACGACAUCGCUCAACAGCUCCCCUAUCCGCUACCAGUGGCAGGCCCCAACCAAUUCUCAACUUCGCUACGCCGAUACUUCCACUAAAGUCACCCCUAAGCACAACAAGCCUGUCACCACCUCUUCUCCAGAUCCUGUACCUGGCCCAGGGGGACCGCCUCUAACAAACGACAGCACUCUUCCUGCGGUCAGUCCAGUCGGUCAAGCGGACAACCCAUUUUGGAGCGCUGAGUCUCCCGCCGACGCCAGCAUUGGCAUCGAUACGUUCAAGGAUGAGCAUGGCAGUUCAGUCUACGCACCCCCUGAACUGAGUGGAGCCCCUUGGGAGGGACCAUCGCAUCAGCUGUCGGCUCUGACUGGUGCAGGGAAGCGCACCUGCAGGAAAGCAGUAGCAUUCGCAGAAACUGGAACCAUUGACAACAAGGAGGAGACUGACCGACCGGAACAACUUAUAAAAGUACUGGACGAGAACCUUGCUACCAAGAUUCGGGACAUCAUCACUCAAUCCAACAAAAAAGGACAUCUCAAACUCAGUUAG